Parasteatoda tepidariorum (common house spider) is the source of this 1338-nucleotide messenger RNA. RefSeq names its product piggyBac transposable element-derived protein 4-like. Lineage: Eukaryota; Metazoa; Arthropoda; Arachnida; Araneae; Theridiidae. The record is from RefSeq and is a predicted model, not a curated record.
UUGAAAAUGGACAUUGAUUCCGAUGAUGGAAGUUUGUUUGCAGAUUCAGAUGAAGAAAUCAUUAGUUCUGAUUCUGAAUCAGAUGACGAUACAAUUACUGCGAAUAAAGUUCAUUUGGACUUGAACGACGCCGACGUACGAAAAUGGUGUGCUAUAGAUAUUUCGAAAAAGAACGUCGCUCCUCUUAGGUAUCCGUUUACGGGAAACAGUGGAAUAAAAUCAGAUAUUUGCGACCCAGAUGAUGUUUUGGAAUUAUUUCAGUUAUUUUUUGAUAAAAACAUUAUGGAAAGUAUUGUUAAGGAGACUAAUUUAUAUGCAGAUCAGUAUUUCGAAAAGACUGUUUUAACUCCCUCAUCCAGAUCAUUAAAAUGGGAAAAUACAACUGUAGAGGAAAUCAAUAGAUUUAUUGCCAUUUUACUUCUACAAGGGAUAAAUGGUAAACCUGUAGAAAGAUGGUAUUGGUCAAAAAGACCAAUUUUAUCCACCCCUGUUUUUGGCCAAAUAAUGAGUUCAGAAAGAUACUCAUUAAUCAUGAAGUUUUUACACUUCGAAAACAAUGAGGAUUUUCAUCCCAAAACACAUCCUAAGCUGAAGAAAAUAUAUCAUCUUCAUAAAAAUCUCGUGAAAAAUUUUCAGAAGGUGUAUAAGCCAAAACAAGAAGUUACGGUGGGUGAAUCCUUAUUGGGAUAUAAAGGCUUACUUGGUUGGAAACAAUACUUUCCAACAAAACGUUCUAGGUUUGGGAUAAAACUCUGUCAGCUUUGUGAAUCCGACAGUGGAUACAUUUGGAAUUCCAUCAUUUAUACUGGAAAGGGAACAUUAUUCGAUGAGAAAUAUGAUCAUAUGAAUACUUCUACAAAGAGUGUCCUGUCCCUCAUGGACAAUUUACUCGGGCAAGGAUAUGCCUUAACAACUGACAAUUUCUAUACGUCCCCUGAACUGGCUGAGCUAUUGAUUAAAGAAAAAACAGAACUUUAUGGCACAAUGAAAGCUAACAGAAAAGGUUUGCCACCAAGUUUAAAAACAACAAAGUUAAAAAAAGAUGAAAUUAUGGGAUUUCAAAAAGGAAAAAUAUGCGUAUUGAAAUGGCAGGAUAAAAAACCCUUGUGCAUGCUUAGCACUUGCCACACCGCUGAGUUAAUCGAAGUAUCAUCUAAUACAAAUGGCACAGUUCGAAAGAAGCCCACCGUUGUUGUUGAUUACAACAAAACAAUGAGUGGGGUGGAUCAUUCUGAUCAAUGCCUAUCAUACUAUUCCAUAACGAGAAAUCAACAAAGAAAAUAUUACAAAAAAAUCUUUCGUUAUUUACUGAAUCAGGCAGUAUGGUUGGUUGGUUGA